GUGAAGUAAGCGGCGCGACUGAUCCUUCUAUAUACAAACAAACCAAAGCAAAUAUUCUAAAGAUAGUGCAUUUUUGGGGUUCACAUUUGUUUACAAACAUUUCAAUAACAGUUGUGUUGAGGUAUGAUAAUGGAUGUGGUGGAAGUUGUGACACAGAUAGCGCGUGUUUGAAAACAGGAAAUGGGCUUUGUAUAUCGUAGCAGCAUUACGCUUUGUUGUAAGAAACUAUGUAUUCGUUUCCCAUAUUCAGUGCGGGCGGAAAGGAAACAAUGGUUCCGUUUUUCUCAGAGGUUAAUGAACGUCGCAGGCGCAGAUUCGGAGUCAAGAAAAAACAAUGGAGAAAUUAACACUGUAGCUGUUUCGAAUAUUCGUAACUUGAGCAUAAUAGCGCAUGUUGAUCAUGGUAAAAGCACUUUGGCAGACAGACUUCUUGAAAUUGCUGGAGUUAUAGACCCAGUCGAAGGACAGACUCAAGUUCUUGACAUGUUGCAAGUGGAAAAAGAACGUGGCAUAACCGUUAAAGCCCAGACUGUCUCAUUGAGUUACAAGUAUAAAGAUCACGAGUAUCUGUUAAAUUUAAUUGAUACGCCUGGACAUGUUGACUUUUCUAAUGAAGUGUCAAGAUCGUUAGCAGCAUGCCAGGGUGUCAUUCUGUUAGUGGACGCCAAUCAGGGAGUUCAGGCGCAAACAGUAGCCAACUUCUAUCUCGCAUUCUGCAGAGAGUUAACUAUAAUUCCAGUUGUGAACAAAGUUGAUUUAAAAAACGCUAAUCCAGAUGCAGUGACAGAGCAGCUGAAGACUUUGUUUGGCAUAAAUGAGAAAGAUGUUCUAAGGGUGUCUGCAAAGUUUGGCACUGGCGUCAAAGAACUAAUUCAUGCUGUUAUAGAAAGAGUACCACCUCCAAAAGUGGACAGAAAAGCUCCAUUUAGAGCAUUGAUUUAUGACAGCUGGUAUGAUAGGUACAGAGGAACAAUAAUUUUGAUGUACAUAAGAGAUGGAAGCCUGAAGAUAGGGGAUGAAAUUCAAUCUGUCCACACUAAAAAAGUGUAUACUGUAAAAAGUCUCGGACUUUUAAGACCACAAGAAGAACAGGUGCCUGUGCUAGCGGCUGGACAGGUUGGAUUUAUAACAUGUAACAUGCGGUCCACUAAAGAAGCUCAUAUAGGUGAUACAUUUCAUUUAAAGGAUAUGACUGUAGAACCUAUUGAAGGAUUCAAGCCAGCACAGCCCAUGGUUUUUGCUGGAGUUUAUCCAAUGGAUCAGUCACAACAUGUUGCUCUGAGAGGAGCUAUUGAGAAACUUGUUCUUAAUGACCCAGCUGUUUCUGUGUCUGUGGAUUCUAGUCCUGCUUUAGGGCAGGGUUGGCGGCUAGGUUUCCUUGGGCUGCUUCAUUUAGAAGUUUUCAGCCAGAGGUUAGAACAAGAGUAUGGGGCACAAGCCGUGCUGACAGCCCCCAGUGUCACUUACAAAGGUGAUAUUCCUGAUAUAGAAAGAGCUGUCCCAACCUGGGCAAAAUAUAUUGAUGCCAAAAUAAUUGGAGAAAAGAACAUUAAACAGUAUGGAGGAGAAGAGAUAUUAUUUUCAAAUCCCUCUCACUUUCCACCUACAUCAAUCAUAGCUGAGUUACAAGAACCAACAGUCAUGGGGACAAUUAUAACUCCAGAUACUUUUAUUGGCAGCGUUAUUUCUCUUUGCAUGGAAAGAAGAGGCAUACAAAAGACAGCCACAAAUAUUGACAAUAACAGGGUAAUGAUGCAGUUUAUUCUGCCAUUAAAUGAAAUUAUUGUUGAUUUUCAUGAUGAGUUAAAAUCUGUAUCAUCAGGCUAUGCAAGUUUUGAUUAUGAAGACCAUGGAUAUGUCCCAUCACAGCUGGUAAAGCUUACAAUAAUGCUUAAUGGUGUUGCCGUGGAUGAACUCAGUACGAUUGUACAUAUAUCCAAAGCAGUAAGUUGUGGACGCAAAAUGUGCGAAAAAUUGAAAGAGAUUAUUCCAAGACAGAUGAUACAGAUAGCCAUUCAAGCUUGUGUUGGAGGGAAGAUUGUUGCACGAGAAACUCUAAAACCCUACAGAAAAGAUGUCACUGCUAAGCUGUAUGGUGGUGAUGUCACUAGAAGAAUGAAGUUACUGAGAAGACAAGCUGAAGGCAAGAAGAAAAUGAAAAUGGUUGCUAAUAUUGGUCUUCCUCGAGAAACAUUUAUUGAUGUUCUCAAGCGUUAAAUUAAAGAUUAUUUACUAUUGUUAUAACUAUGGUACUAUUGCUUUCAUUUCCACUUGUAUUUAAACUUCUUUUUUGUGCGAAAUUUCGACUGAUAAAUAACAAAGAAUUAAGACAUGAAA
Schistocerca piceifrons (Central American locust) is the source of this 2337-nucleotide messenger RNA. RefSeq names its product translation factor GUF1 homolog, mitochondrial (gene waw). The transcript has 10 exons. Gene Ontology annotation, molecular function: GTP binding; GTPase activity; mitochondrial ribosome binding. Bases 181 to 2217 code for a protein of 678 amino acids. Gene Ontology annotation, biological process: positive regulation of translation. Lineage: Eukaryota; Metazoa; Arthropoda; Insecta; Orthoptera; Acrididae. Gene Ontology annotation, cellular component: mitochondrion. The record is from RefSeq and is a predicted model, not a curated record.